AUGUCUGGAAAGCCAGUCUGCAUUGCUGAUUUUGAAAAAUAUGCUGAAAAAUUUCUGCCCAAAUCAGUGUAUGAUUACUACAGAUCUGGAGCAGAUGAGCAGGAAACACUAGCAGAUAACAUAGCAGCAUUUUCAAGAUGGAAGCUCUACCCUCGGGUGCUCAGGGACGUUUCAGUAAUGGACCUGUCAACCUCAGUCCUAGGGCAGAAAGUCAGCAUGCCAGUCUGCGUCGCAGCCACCGCGAUGCAGCGCAUGGCUCACGCCGAUGGAGAGACAGCCACUGCUAAAGCCUGCCACGCAAUUGGGACAGGGAUGAUGCUCAGCUCCUGGGCCACCUCUUCCAUUGAAGAAGUGGCUGAAGCAGCUCCCUCUGGCCUUCGCUGGCUGCAGCUUUACGUGUACAAGGACCGGGAGCUUACGAGAUCCUUGGUGAGGCGUGCGGAGAGAGCGGGCUACAAAGGAGUCUUUGUGACGGUGGACACGCCGAUCCUGGGCAGGCGCAUUGAUGACGUGCGCAACAGGUUCCAGCUUCCUCCUCACCUCAGAUUAAAAAACUUCUCAAGUGAGCUGGCAUUAUCCACAAGGAAAGAUUUUGGAGAAAAUAGUGGCCUGGCUGUGUAUGUAGCUGAGACAAUAGAUGCAAGCCUCAACUGGGAGGACAUCAAAUGGCUUCGAGAGCUGACCUCACUGCCCAUUGUGGUGAAAGGAAUCCUCAGGGCUGAUGAUGCUAAAGAAGCUGUAAAGAUUGGGGUAAACGGUAUCCUGGUGUCAAAUCAUGGAGCACGACAGCUUGAUGGGGUCCCUGCAACUAUUGAUGUCUUGCCUGAAAUUGUUGAGGCUGUGGAAGGCAGGGUGGAGGUGUUCCUGGAUGGUGGUGUAAGAAAAGGCACAGACGUCCUCAAAGCGCUGGCUCUUGGUGCCAAAGCUGUGUUCAUCGGAAGACCAGUCCUCUGGGGCUUGGCUUAUCAAGGUGAAGAAGGAGCAAAAGAAGUUCUCCGGGUGCUGAAGGAAGAGUUUCGCUUGGCAAUGGCGCUGACAGGAUGCCACAAAGUAGAAGAAAUUGGCAGGUCGCUGCUCCGAAGACAUGAAGUAUUGUUUUCCAAGAUGUAGCUCUGAAGACCAAUUGUUUGUGUGUUGCUUAUUGCACAGGAAGUUUGCUACUGGACAAAAGGAAACUGCAUUCACUCUUUGAGCCUCAUCCUGCAAUCCUGACUGAGAAGGGGUGGUCUGUAGGAGAUCACUUGUUGAAGAAAGUAAUUGAAGCAAAUUUUACAGGUGUUUCCGUAGUCUCCUAAGCUCUUAAGGAAAGCUGUUCUACUGGGAGAUGUAAUUAAAGAUGAACCUUUAUACAUGAAGAUCAACAUGGAACCUUCAAAGUGUUUUGCCAUAAAUGCAAUAUUAAGUUACAUGCCUGAAAAUAACUUAGCUGUCAGGAUGAAACUAUAAACAGAAACGUUUUUGUAGCAAACAGCUAUCAAAAUGCAGAAGAUAAUGCAAAAUGUAAAGGAUAAUUUCUUGCUUGAUGCUUAGAGAAACUACACUGUAGACUUCAGAGAUUAAAUCUUGCUUUCUUAUGAACAUGGUGUCAUUUCCCUACUGACUCCGUGCUGUUACUUUAUAAGCAGGUGAGGACUCAAUUUUAGAGAACUCAACAGCAAAGCAAAAUUGGGGAAGUUCUGCUGGUUAAGUGACACCAGCCCCUUUGCCAUCAGACAGCUGUUAUAUGUGUGCAUCAUAGCUCAGAACCUUGUAGUACUGUUACCUUUAUCAAUCUGUGCUGGCUGCACACAGCUGACUCACGUUUUUAGCCUGUAUUCAUUUUUGACAGUGACAAUUGAAGGCUGAUGCUACCUGGGAGAGUUUGUAGGAUUUGCAGCCAUGUGCAAAAGAGGAACUUGAGCAGCUGAGACAUUAACUCAUGAAUUCAGAAGAUCCUGUUGGCUCUAUUCAGUUUCCAUGAACACCCUUCAGACAGAUAAAUCUCAGCCUUAUUUACUCUGCUUAUGAUAAAGAUACAGACAUAUACAGGAUCUGUUCUUCUGCUCUCUGAAAAAUCCAAAUGCAUGCUGAAUUCAGGAGCAAUUUUGCAACUGUAAACAACAAAAGUAUAGCUUCAUACUACAAAGUGACUUUUCCCAAAUUGAGUAAGUAGGCAGAGGAGGUAUAAGACUCUACUAAUCUCAUUUUGGGUAAAACUAAGGGUGGCUCUCCAUCUGUCUCAUUUCUGUUGCAGGUAUAGCAGUGUCACCGGGAGCAGGGAGAUGCCACUACAGAAAGGUUUUGUAAAUCUUGUUUUAGAAACACAGUGUUUGUUUUUAAGGAGGAUUUUAAUUAAAAAUAAAGCCUUGAUUUCAUUCUUCCACUGUCACUGACAUCACUGGCUCAGCCAUUUGUUUCCCAUCGGUGUCAGGAGGACUCGUGUGUCAGGAGGACUCUCCCUUUUUGCUCGAUUUGAAAUAUCCCUCACUGAGCUUUAGAGGCAGCCUUGUAAUAAAAUGAUGGAAUAUUACAAUGUGAACUAAAGCUGGGGCUGGAACUCAAAAUGGGGAGAAAACCCAAAAGGCCACAUG
This is a messenger RNA of Colius striatus (speckled mousebird), 2570 nucleotides long. RefSeq names its product hydroxyacid oxidase 1 (gene HAO1). The transcript has 8 exons. The record is from RefSeq and is a predicted model, not a curated record. NCBI's taxonomy places the organism in Eukaryota, Metazoa, Chordata, Aves, Coliiformes, Coliidae. Gene Ontology annotation, molecular function: FMN binding; oxidoreductase activity. Bases 1 to 1110 code for a protein of 369 amino acids.